AGCCGGUGGAAAAAGACAGGCUAGAUACGGGCGUGUCUACCGCUGAAGGCCGGUGGAAAUCUAGAUCGUCGAGUAUUAAAUCCAGAAAUCAGGUGCCUCUCACACCGCCACGUGUCUCUACCCUCCGUCUAUAAAAAACUAAACUCAUUGUUCCAUGGAAGUUCGCUCAUAACUUUGUCUUCACUCUUCUCACUCUCAACCGCUGCUUCUCUCUACGAAAAAUAGCUCUCUCCUCUCUCUACACAGUUUCAAUCGGAAGUUGAUUCGUCAUGAGUCGUUUUUGGACUUUGAUCACUCACCUUCAUACUCUCGCCGGGCCAGUGAUGAUGUUGCUCUAUCCUCUGCUUCUAAGCAAAAUAGUCCUCCCACGGCUCCCGAGUUCAGGACACGCACCAUCACGUAUUCGGGAGAGAAGUGGUAGACAAAACACUUCCUAUAGGUUUACCAUUCCAGAGGCAAUUUCCACAACCAUGGCUGGAGAUAUUCGGGCGAUCCUAAAGCUUCCGCUAUACGAGGACAGGUAUGCGUCUGUUGUAGCGAUAGAAACAACUUCAAAAUUGGAUGAUGAGCAGUGGCUAGCAUAUUGGAUACUGUAUUCUUUCCUCACGCUCAUGGAAAUGCUACUGGAACCUAUGCUUCAGUGGAUACCAAUAUGGUAUGAUGUGAAAUUGUUAUUUGUGGCGUGGCUGGUUCUGCCUCAGUUCAGAGGGGCUGCCUUCAUAUAUAACAAACUGGUUAGGGAAAAGCUUAUCAAGAAAUAUGGAGCAAGAUUCUUACCACAACAACAAAAUUCCCCAAAUGGCAAGGCCAAAACCAAAACUAAAUUUGUGGACUUCAUUUCCCCUAAGAAGGGUGAUCAUGAAGUUUCCUAAAAGAAGAAGAGAUGGACCGUGGACACACCUUGAUAUCUUACAAGCUCCCUUCUUGUCUGAAUUCUUCUUUUUACCUUUCUUGAUUUAAUUUGUUGACCAGUAAAGAUAUGUACAUCGUAUGAUCUUUGACAUGUUCACAUGAAAUAUCACUUUUUGGUGUUUGUAAUGUAAAAAAUUGUGUCCAAAAUGUUGUUAAUUGAGAUUUACUAAUGAAUGUAUGUUUGAGGAUUGUGUAUUGUACACAAUCAAAGGCAAUCCCUACUUAUCAAUAGAUGGAUAGAGUUUUUGUGA
Molecule: messenger RNA, 1163 nt
Organism: Ipomoea nil (Japanese morning glory)
Lineage: Eukaryota; Viridiplantae; Streptophyta; Magnoliopsida; Solanales; Convolvulaceae
Product: HVA22-like protein e
Exons: 6
Coding region: 270-872 (200 amino acids)
Source: RefSeq, a predicted model, not a curated record